AUGCACGACGGAGUAUGCGCUGUCAUCAGCGACGACGGCGGCAAGUCCUGGCAGCAGGGACCCGUCAAGCCGCUUGCCCACGCGGCGGCGCGUCUCAGCGCCAGCCCAGUGGCGCGGUCGCGGGCGUACCUGGCCGCCUACGAGGCCGGGGUGUACCGGACGGACGACGGCGGCAUCACCUGGGACCACCUGGGCUCAUACCCGACCGAAUACGCGCACAGCGUCCUGGCCCAUCCCGAUGACGGAGAGGCCGUCUAUGUCGGCAGCGAGCCGGCGGAGAUCUGGCGCUCCGCGGACUGCGGCGCGACCUGGGAUGAGUUCGACGCAUUUCGCGCGGUGCCCGAAGCGACGCAGUGGGGGUUCCAUUCGCCGACGCGGGAUUCGCACGUGCGUGACCUGCGGGCGGCGCCGGGCUCGGUGGAGUGCCUGUAUGCCGGCAUCGAAGUGGGCGGCAUGGUGCGCUCCGGAGACGGCGGGUCGAGCUGGAAGCAAUUGUCGGGACUCAAUGACGACAUCCAUUGCGUCAACCUCAGCGCCAACCGUGCCGACCGGAUUUACGUCGCAACAGCGGUGUCCCCCUAUCGCUCGGAUGACGGGGGAGAGACGUGGGAAAUGAUCAACGUCGGUCUGGAUCGUCGAUAUGCCCUGCACAUAGCGGCGGCUCCCGAUGACGCGGACCUGGUGCUGGUGACCGUUUCCGAAAACGCGCGACGGGGGAACCCCAAGUUCUAUCGAUCCACCGACGCCGGGCGCAGCUGGGACCUGGUACCGGGUGUGGGAGAGGGGGAAAACCCGACUGACAUGAUGGUGGCUUUCGACUGGGACCCGCAGGAACCCAAUACAGUGUACGGCGGCACCGAUGGCGGCAAGCUGUACCGCAGCGCCGACCGCGGCGCCACCUGGGAAGCGCUGCCCGUAGACGUGGGCACCGUGGCCGUGGGAGCACUGGCCGUGUCCAGCGACUGA
Geodia barretti is the source of this 966-nucleotide messenger RNA. The record is from the annotation of a GenBank genome assembly. Lineage: Eukaryota; Metazoa; Porifera; Demospongiae; Tetractinellida; Geodiidae.